UGUUGUUGCUGUGGAGUAAAAACCAGCGCGAGCACACAAACUGUGUUCAGUCAGAGCACGCGGACAGGUGGACGACGUCGCUCUCCUUUACGCACAAGUUCGCCUCUGUCUGCACUUUGACAUCGAUGUGUUUAUGGUGGAGAAGGAGAGGAUUUGGUUUCGGGUUUAACCAACGCUGGAUUGUUUUCAAACAUUUCCUCAGCCUUCACCUCAAAAACACCACGUCGCUUUUUUGACAUCUCCCUUUACGCACGUUUUUUUAAUGCAUGGACUGUCUGUGCGUUGAGGACACGCAGGACUGGUGAAGACUUGUUGCGCGCAUCCGCGGAGCGCACCAGUCCAGGAGGCGACACUGUACCUGAGAAGCUUUGAUUUCAGGUUGGAGUCACUGGGAAUUGACAGCUUUCUGCUCUUAGACUAUGAGAGUUUGAUCAUAAUUUAAGAGAGAUUAGUUUCCUCCAGACAGUGUGUCAAAUCUGCUUUAGUUUCGUCCACUGCUUUAGAGAAACCAUUCCUUCUUCAAAUGGCAUCUCCGCGCAGCCACGCCAAACUUUCCCCGGCUCAGAUCCGACAGUUUGAUUAAUUUCUUCCUCUCCUGGUGUUUUUAAAAUCCUCAUCGACAUGUCUGGAGACGGAAACGGAGACGGGCUCUGCAGCGACGGAGCUCCAGAGUUCAUCCCGCCCAGAGUGUCCCGUGGCCGGCGGAGUGGAGUCACUCUCCCCGGUGGAGGCGACCAGGACUCCAUCAUCCUGGAGUCCGUGAGGGCAGCACCUCGCCGGAGCAGCAUCAUAAAGGAUCCUUCGGUGCAGAAAAUGGGCGGAUGCAGGAAGAAGACGGUGUCCUUCAGUAGCAUUCCCUCUGAGAAGAAGGUGAGCAGUGCAGCCGACUGCCUGGCCUUCAUGCAGGGGGGCUGUGAGCUGAAGAAGAUCCGGCCCAAUUCCAGGGUCUACUGUCGGUUCUUCACGCUGGACACAGACCUCAGCUGUCUGCGCUGGGAGCCGUCCAAGAAGGACUCGGACCGGGCGCGCCUCGAUGUGUCCGGCAUCAGAGAGGUCCGCACGGGGAAGAGCACCGAGACAUUCCUCCACAACGGACCAAUCACAGAGCAGCUGGCCGAGGAAGCUGCCUUCUCCAUCAUCCAUGGGGACGACUACCAGUCUCUGGAUCUGGUUGCAUUGUCUGCAGACGUGGCAAACAUCUGGGUGACGGGGCUGCGCUACCUGCUGGCUCACCCCUCAGUGAUCGGGGGGGCGAGGGGAGAGGGGGGCGUGGGAGGGCUGGGUGAGGGGGGGUGUGUGGAUGGGAGUGUUGGGGGGAGGAUGAGGAGCGAGUGGCUGGCAGCAGAGUUCUCUCAGGUCGAUGAAGACGGGUACGGCAUCGUGUCGGAGGACGUGGCCGUAGCUACCAUCUGUAAACUCUGUCCUGGGAUCAGGGAGGCCAAGGUGCGUCAGCGCUUCAAGGAGAUCCAGCGCACUAAGGAGAAGCUCACCUCCCAUGUGACCCUGGAGGAGUUUCACGAGGCGUUCGGCGAGCUGUGCACCCGGCCCGACGUCUACUUCCUGUUGGUGCAGCUGUCCAAGGACCGCGAGUGUCUGGACCCUCAGGACCUGCGCCUCUUCCUGGAGACGGAGCAGGGUUUAUCUCUGGCGACCACUGAAGGCUGCUGGGAGCUCCUGAGGCGCUGCGAGCCGUCUGCUCAGGGCCGGGAGCGAGGCCUGCUGGGAUUGGACGGAUUCGCUCGAUACCUGCAGUCUGCAGAGUGCCAGCUGCUGGACCCCGAACACCUGGGGGUCUGCCAGGACAUGAACAUGCCCCUGUCUCACUACUACAUCAGCACCUCGUACCGCUCCUACCUGCUGGACGAUCAGGUCCACGGCCGAGCGGACCUGGGGGGUCUGAUCAAAGCUCUGCAGACCGGCUGCCGCUGCAUCGAGCUGGGAGUCACCGACGGCCCAGAGGGGGAGCCUCCUGGGGUGGAUUAUGGUCCUGACAUCUCCCGCCACCAUCACCACCAUCACCACCACCACCAGCACCACCACCAACACAGCCCAGUGACCGUGCGCUCUGCUCUGGAAGUAGUCAACAAGUACGCCUUCCUGUCCUCCCAGUUCCCCCUGCUGCUCUACCUGUGCCAGCGCUGCUCUCCGGGACAACAGCGCACCUUAGCUCAGCAUUUAAAGAAAGUCUUCAGCUCCCGUCUUUACACCCCGGAGUCUUUUCCUGCCAGCCUGGGGGGCCGAGCCACAACCUUACCCUCCCCCGAGCAGCUGAAGGGACGCAUCCUCAUCGUGGGGAAGAAGCUGCCUCAGGAGCAGGACGCGUCUGAAGGGGAGAUAUCUGAAGAGGACGAGGAGAUUGGAGGUGGGGGUCCUCUGGCUGGACGAAGAAUGACCAUCCCUGGAGAGGAGGAGCUGGGCGUCGUCUUGGUGGUGCCUCCUCCGUCCCAACCCAGGAAGCUACGCCUCCACAAAGACCUGUCAGAUUUAGUAGCGAUCGCUCGUACGGGAAGUCGCAGUUUCUACGCCCAGAGAGCCACCUACAAACCGCAGCAGUCUCCCCCCAGCAGCCCCUCUUCUCCUGGGACUCCUUCAGCUCCUGAGCCUCCUUGUUGGACGCUUUGCUCCCUGGGUGAAGGGGAAGGAGGGCGUCUGACCACUGAGAGCCCGGAGGACCUGGUGAUGUUUACCAAGCGCACCCUGACCCGGGUACGACCCAGCUCUGUGCGUCUGGACUCCAGUAACCCCAACCCUCAGGGGUACUGGAAGGGAGGGGUCCAGCUGGUGGCGUUGAACCAGCAGACCCCCGGCGCCAUGCUGGACCUCCACAGAGGACGCUUCUCUCAGAACGGAGGCUGUGGGUACGUUCUGCGCCCGGCUGUCAUGAGGGACGAGGUGUCAUACUUCAGCGCUCACACACAGGGCUGCGUGCCGGGAGUGCCCGCUCAGACUCUGAGGAUUAAGGUGAUCAGUGCCCACAACCUGCCGAAGCCUCAGGGCUCGGGGGCUAAAGGCGAGGUCAUCGACCCGUACGUGGUUCUGGAGCUGCACGGCGUCCCGGCUGACUGUGCAGAGCAGAGGACUCGCACCGCUGCUCAGAACCAGGACGACCCGCUGUUCGACGAGACCUUCGAGUUCCAUGUGAACAUGCCGGAGCUGGCCUUGCUGCGUUUCGUGGUUUUGGACGACGACUACAUCGGGGACGACUUCAUCGGGCAGUACAGCGUGGCCUUCGAGUGCCUUCAGCCCGGAUACCGCAACGUACCCCUGCUGGGCCUCGCCGGAGACCCCUUACCUCACACCAGCCUGUUCGUGCACGUGGCCGUCACCAAUCGGCGAGGGGGGGGGAAAGCUCAGCGGAGAGGUCUGUCUGUGAGGAGAGUCGGGAGGAGAGGGAGGGAAUAUGUGACGCUGAGGCACACUGGCAUAAAGACGGUGGACGAGACCUUCAAACCAGCAGCAGCUCCCCUUAAAGAGGCAACUGAUCUGAGGGAGGAGGCACAGAGCACCACGGCCAGCUUCAAAGAGCAGUGUGGGCUCCCUGCGGUGGCCAAACUGAAGCAGUGCAUCCAGAGCCUGGCCCCGCGGCUGCAGGGCCCCGAGGGCAGCGCGGGGGCCUCCAUGGUGCUGAGGGAGGGGUACCCGAGUCUGGAGCCGCAGGGCAACCUCUCUGAGCCGCUGAGGAAACUGCUCACCGCCUACGAUACGAUGAUUGCGGCUCAGAAACAGCUGAUUGAAAAUGCAGAUUCUGUUCAGGAGAGGAUCGCUCAGGUGCAGAGAGAAGGCAUGGACUUCCACGAGGAUCUGUCUCGGCUCGGGGAGAAGGAGGGACUGAAGGGACGCAAGCUGAGCAAAGCUGUGGAGAGUUUCACCUGGAACAUCACUGUCCUCAAGGGUCAGAGCGAUCUGCUGCGAGGAGCCAAGAUGGAUUCCCUGGACGCCCUGAGGCAGCUGGCUCUGGCCUGUGAAGCCUGUGGACUCACCUCCUCUUCUUCCUCCCUCUCCUCUUCCUCCACCUUCUCCACGGCCGAGCUGCACUACUCCUGCCACCCGCCGUCCGGCCGGCGAAGCAGCACUCACGGCAACGGACGCAUCUGACGGAAAAAAGGAGCGGAGAGGAGUAUUUACAGAGGAGACAACGGAGAUGAAGAGAGCGAGAAAAGACUGCGGGAGUAAAACGCAGCACAGGAGACGGAGGAUUUCCUCUCAGGCAGAGUGUGUGUCGCUUUAUCCCCUGCAGUGUGUGUCUAAACCAGAGCAGUAUCUAUGUUAAAGCCUUAUGAAGAAGGUCCAGCCUGCAGAGAGGCUUUCCAUGAAUGAAUGUCCAAACCAUGGAGAACAAAGAAAGACACAGGUUCUUGAACUUUUCACAGCUCCUGCUUAUUUUUCUGCAGGACAACGUGUGAUUCCACAUUGCAGCUCUGCAGGGUUUCCCUCAUUACGGAGGGAAUGACAGACACCUGAGUGAUUUGUGACAACGGGUGAUUACCGUCCUGUUGCUGUUCAGAGGUAUAAAAAGAAGGCAGAGAAGUAGAGCUCAUGGGACUACAUUUUCUCUGCCUCUGCAUUUCAGUUCGUCCCCUGGGAAGGCAGCAAGAUUACCUGUGUGUGUGUGUGUGUGUGUGUGUGUGUGUGUGUGUGUGUGUGUGU
This is a messenger RNA of Trematomus bernacchii (emerald rockcod), 4647 nucleotides long. RefSeq names its product phospholipase C like 1 (gene plcl1). Gene Ontology annotation, molecular function: phosphatidylinositol-4,5-bisphosphate phospholipase C activity. The record is from RefSeq and is a predicted model, not a curated record. Gene Ontology annotation, biological process: lipid metabolic process; intracellular signal transduction. Lineage: Eukaryota; Metazoa; Chordata; Actinopteri; Perciformes; Nototheniidae.